Messenger RNA from Folsomia candida, 2124 nucleotides. Its product is annotated as reducing polyketide synthase swnK. The coding region runs from base 1 to 2124 and encodes 707 amino acids. NCBI's taxonomy places the organism in Eukaryota, Metazoa, Arthropoda, Collembola, Entomobryomorpha, Isotomidae. The record is from RefSeq and is a predicted model, not a curated record. Gene Ontology annotation, molecular function: 3-oxoacyl-[acyl-carrier-protein] synthase activity; fatty acid synthase activity. Gene Ontology annotation, biological process: fatty acid biosynthetic process. The transcript has 3 exons.
AUGAUUGUACAUCAAAAGUUUCAAAAUAGGUGGCGUAACGACUACCAGGAUAUGAUACAGGAAACUGGAAUGGAUAUUGAGUACAUUCGUUGUUAUAUGGGGAAUUCACUUGGGCCCCUCACGGCAAGAAUUUCUCACUUUUUCGAAUUGAUUGGACCAAGCAUCUCCAUGGAAAGUGGCUGCUCUACCUCGAUUGCAGGGGUGGACAUCGCAUGCGACAGUUUACGAAAUGAAGCAUGUGACGUCGCAAUAGCCAUCGGAGUUAACCUAUUACUCCAUCCAUUUACACCAGGACUGUUGGAAGGCUUUGUGGCACAAAAUGGGAGAUGUAAGACGUUUGACGCUGAGGCCGACGGAUUUGGGAGGGCUGAAGGAGUGGGUGUCUUAAUUUUAAAAAGACUAUCCAACGCAGUGUCCGAUGGGGACAGGAUUUGGGGGGUAAUCCGGGGUUCGGCCAUCGUGCAAGAGGUAACAAGCAGAAGUAUGGGCACACCAUCUGUCAAUGUGGAGGCUAAAGCCAUGCAGUUAGCUCUCAACCGCGCUGGCAUCCUUCCCGACGAUGUAGAUUACGUGGAGACGCAUGGAACCGGCACUCCAAUAGGUAGGAGACCCCAUCGAGUGGCUGCUAUCGCCAAAAUCUACUCUUCAAUUCGCCGAGAACCAUUAGUAAUAGGAUCCGUAAAGACUAACAUCGGUCAUACCGAAUCUGUUUGUGGGAUUGCUGGGAUUCAUAAGACUGUUCUUUCAAUGCAUCACAAUCUAAUCCCGAAACAUUUGAAUUUCACUCAACUAAACCCAGAAAUCGACUUGGCUGCUAUCCCAGCUCAACUCCCGCUCCAAGCUAUUCCAUGGGAACGAAAAAACAAUGGAAAACAUCGAAUUGCUGGGAUAAAUUCGUUCGGAAUAACAGGAGCCCAAGCUCAUUUGAUUCUUGAGGAACCUCGGCUACAGUACGCAGGAAAAAUUUUUACUAGCAGAGAUUCGAGACAACAAAAAAUUCUUACAUUUUCCGCUAAAACUGAGGCAGCACUAAUUGCACAAGUGGCAGCUUACAGGGAUUUUCUCGACCCAUCAAACAGUAUUUCACUAACUAACUGGGAGUAUACGAUGCAUACAUCACGCCCACACUUCCAACUACGACAACUUGUCAUCGGAUCUACAAGAGAGGAACUUUUAUCGUCCAUUGAAUCUAUCCAGAAACCACUACUUCGACCCCUGAUACCACCAAGGCUUUGCUUCCUGUUUACAGGUCAAGGUUCGCAGUAUGCAGGCAUGGCAAAAUCUCUCUACGAUCAAAGUACCGUCUUUAGAUCCCAUUUUGAUUGGUGUGACUCGAUUUUGAAAUUGGAGUCUGGAUUGCAACUUAGGAAAGCUCUAUGGGAUGAGGAACAUAGUAAUCUGCUCAGUUCCACCUUGUAUAGUCAAACUUCAAUAUUUUGCAUAGAAUUUUGCCUUCUCCGAUUGUGGGAGUCUUGGGGUAUUGUACCAGAUGCUGUAUUGGGUCAUAGUCUGGGCGAGUUUACGGCAGCGGUGGCAGCUGGCAUUUUGAGUCCGACGGACGCUCUCAAGUUGGUGGUCACUAGGUCCAAACUCAUUGACGCUCUCCCACCGUCGGGUAUGCUUGUCGUUGCGUCCAGUGUUGAUACUGUUCGAGAAGAAAUGAAGCGAGCAUUUGCCAACACUAAAAACUGGCUUGAUAUUGCUGCUGUGAAUUCCUUGACCCAAACUGUUGUCUCUGGAGCAAAUCACAUAAUUACUGAAUUCAGAACAUAUUGCGACAACAAUGGGAUUAAGAGCCACAUCCUUGAUGCCUCCCAUGGUUUUCACUCUAAACUUAUGGACCCAAUAUUUGAAGAUUACGAUAAACUUUUAUCAACAAUUAAAUUCAGAACGGCCAAGAGGUGUAAAUUUAUAUCAAGCGUUGAGGGGCGUAUCAUGUCUGAGGUUGACAAAAGCUAUUGGUGGCGACAUACUCGGGAAAAAGUUUGCUUCUUCAACGCCAGCAACACGGCUGGAAUGGAGGGGUUGACUAUGUUCCUAGAAAUUGGACCGCACCCGGUUCUUUCUGCAUUAAUUUUGACAAACUUGGAUGAGGUAAUCAUUUUCUCAAUUAAACCUAAUUGA